Molecule: messenger RNA, 1130 nt
Organism: Polychytrium aggregatum
Lineage: Eukaryota; Fungi; Chytridiomycota; Chytridiomycetes; Polychytriales
Product: translation initiation factor eIF 4e-like domain-containing protein
Exons: 6
Coding region: 209-853 (214 amino acids)
Biological process (GO): translational initiation
Cellular component (GO): eukaryotic translation initiation factor 4F complex
Molecular function (GO): RNA 7-methylguanosine cap binding; translation initiation factor activity
Source: RefSeq, a predicted model, not a curated record
UCGCAUUUGUCGUCCAUCGCCCCCCCCCACUCACCCUCCUCCUCCCCGGCCCUGGUGUCUGUCGCCCAGAGCCCUGCUGCAUCCUGCCCACCCAUAUCCGUCGCCCGCAAGCCCCGCACAAGCCUGCCCGAUCUCGCCUGUGGCCUCUCUCCCGUUUGCCCGCCCGAUCUGCCCGACCAACCACCCGACCGACUCGCCCACUCAAGCCAUGCACUCGUCCCACAAUCCGACAUCGCUGUCCAACGGCUCUGCUGAAACCACCAUCGCAGACUCCACCCAGCCGUCUCCAGAGCUGAUAGUUCCCUUUCCAUCCAAGGGCCACCUCCUGAAGUCUGGAUGGGCGUUUUGGUUCAUGCACCGAGAACCAGGCUCCAAGCUGCAGGACUACAACUCGGCCAUCAAGCGCAUUGCCGGAUUUGCAUCGAUCGAAGAGUUUUGGGCCGUGUACAGCCAUCUCAACCGCCCGCACGAUUUGCCCACAAUCAGCGACUAUCAUCUCUUCAAAUCGGGCUUGCGUCCCAUUUGGGAAGACAACAUCAAGGGUGGAAAAUGGAUUGUGCGGCUAAAAAAGGGACUUGCAUCUCGUUACUGGGAAAGCUUGGUCAUCUCAUUAAUCGGCGACCAGUUCGAUGUCGGGGAUGAGAUUUGUGGGGCCGUUAUAUCGAUCCGCCACUCGGAGGACAUCUUGUCCCUGUGGAACAGGAAUGCUGAUGACAGCCGAGUCAAUUUGAAAAUCAGGGAUACACUGAAGAAGGUUCUGAAUCUGCCUGCAAACUGCGUUAUGGAAUACAAGGCCCACAAGUCGUCCAUCACGGACAAUUCCAGCUUUAGAAACACAGAGAUGUUCCGAUAGGGGAGGUGCAUGAGGUCAAUACAGCCCUUCGACGAAAAUACCGGGCGCCCCGACUGCCCCGGGGUUUUCAGCGAACAUUGCUGUAGUCACAAUCCGAAAUACCACUGCAAUCAAAAGCACAUGAUCCCAUUGACGGCUGGCCACUUUGAACAAGAGGGAGAGGGGGCAUGGCUCUUGGUUGAAUGUGUGCCUUUGGGUACCUUGGACAUCUUCGAUCCGGCUGUCCCUGGAACACCCAUUUCUGAGGUCCUGAAUACAUACAACCAGCAUGUCUGCA